This is a messenger RNA of Monopterus albus (swamp eel), 1612 nucleotides long. It is a transcript of the gene stom, whose product is annotated as stomatin. Gene Ontology annotation, cellular component: plasma membrane. The record is from RefSeq and is a predicted model, not a curated record. Bases 130 to 984 code for a protein of 284 amino acids. Lineage: Eukaryota; Metazoa; Chordata; Actinopteri; Synbranchiformes; Synbranchidae. The transcript is spliced from 7 exons.
AGCGCCUACAAGUCAACGCUUAGGGUUUGCAGCAGUUACUAAGCUGCAGGGCAGUCACACGGUCGCUCCAGUAAACACAAGACGAUCAUUGUUUUCUGUCACCGUUAGACACUUUAUUUUGGCGUUAACAUGUCUGUCAACGACGAAGGCGUAGUAAUGAAAGAAAGCAAGAGACAAGAGCGUCAAUCAGCUUUGGAGAAUGCAGAUUCUGACAUCGGCGUAUGUGGCCGGUUGUUGGUCGUGCUCUCCAUCAUCUUCAUGCUGGUUACUCUCCCCCUCUCCAUCUGGGCAUGCAUUAAGAUUGUGAAGGAGUAUGAGCGAGCCAUUAUUUUUCGCCUAGGCCGCAUUUUACGAGGAGGAGCCAAAGGACCAGGGUUGUUCUUCAUCUUGCCGUGCACUGACAGCUUUAUUAAUGUGGACAUGCGCACCAUCACCUUUGACAUCCCACCACAAGAGGUUUUGACUAAAGACUCCGUGACAGUGAGUGUGGAUGGUGUGGUGUACUACCGAGUCCAGAAUGCUAUACUGGCUGUGGCUAACAUCACUAAUGCCGAUGCUGCUACCCGGCUCUUGGCCCAGACCACCCUGAGGAACGUCUUGGGCACCAAGAACCUGGCAGAGAUCCUGUCUGACCGUGAAGAAAUCGCUCACAGCAUGCAGUCCACUUUGGACGAUGCUACAGAUGACUGGGGGAUCAAGGUGCAGCGGGUGGAGAUCAAAGAUGUAAAGCUGCCUCUUCAGCUCCAGAGGGCCAUGGCAGCUGAGGCCGAGGCCAGCCGUGAGGCCAGAGCCAAGGUGAUAGCAGCAGAGGGCGAGAUGAACGCCUCACGGGCACUGAAGGAGGCUUCCCUGGUGAUUUCCGAGUCUCCGUCAGGCCUGCAGCUGCGCUACCUUCAGACCCUCAAUACCAUCGCUGCUGAGAAGAACUCGACCAUCAUUUUCCCGUUGCCCCUGGAGAUGAUGCAGGGCUUCAUUAAAAAAUGAGUGUCCAGACACACUGUUCAUGUACCUGCUCAUACAGCAUACAUCAUUUACACACACAUAUUAAACCUUUCUCUUUGAAUCAGCAGUGCGAAGGCAAUAACUUAAGAUGUUGUGCUUGUGGCUCAUGAUACUCAAACCGGAGCAGCUGUUAAAAUGCAUUUGUUUUGUCUGCCAUCUUUUGAGUUUGAAAACCAGAAAAACUAUACUACUAAUAGACAUUUUGUUCCAAAAAUAUUCUUUUAAAUUGUUCAAACAGCUUAAACACAUGGGCCAAAGUUUAAAAAAAAUGAAAUGUACAUUAGGUCAAAUUUGUUUCUAUCCCUGUACACUGAUCUGUUUAACUAAGCAGCCAGCCAGAACACUCUCUGCUCAUUCAGUGUGUUCAGUCAACUGAACGACCGCUGAUGAGGACUAACCAGAGCCAGUGGAGCCAGACGCACAGCAAAAUCUACUGUUAGACCGGUGGGUCCGCCAAGGGCUGACCAAAGCAGGUGCUUGCUGUUCACUACUUAGAUUUUGUACUGUGAAUGACACUUGACUCAAAACAACUGUAGUGCAGCUUUAAUGCUCCCUGACUGUCAGAGUAGUGGCAGGAAGAACCAACCAUUGUCAUCAGCUUUACACAUAG